Molecule: messenger RNA, 3044 nt
Organism: Spizellomyces punctatus DAOM BR117
Lineage: Eukaryota; Fungi; Chytridiomycota; Chytridiomycetes; Spizellomycetales; Spizellomycetaceae
Exons: 16
Coding region: 32-2908 (958 amino acids)
Biological process (GO): GPI anchor biosynthetic process
Cellular component (GO): endoplasmic reticulum membrane
Molecular function (GO): mannose-ethanolamine phosphotransferase activity
Source: RefSeq, a predicted model, not a curated record
GGAGAGAACAGAGUCCAUUGGGACAAUAGCGAUGAGUACGACCACCACUAACCCAAAGGCUUCUUGGGUCACGGUGGGCAAACUGCUAGCGCUUGGAGUACUCUUCCACGUAAUUUAUUCAUGGUCGAUAUUCGACAUAUAUUUUCGAUCUCCGCUAGUGCAUGGAAUGACUCCAGUACUGCCUCCGCAACCUCCGCCCGCCAAGAGACUGUUACUGGUUGUUGCUGACGGACUUCGAGCGGAUAAGUUGUUUGAGAAUCGUCUUGAACGUGCUCCCUUCCUACGUGGUAUAGUUGAGCAUCAUGGUACAUGGGGCGUAUCGCAUACCCGUGUCCCCACCGAGUCACGACCCGGCCACGUUGCUUUGAUCGCUGGAUUUUAUGAAGAUGUCAGCGCAGUUACAAAAGGCUGGAAAAUGAACCCCGUUAAUUUCGACUCUGUCUUCAAUCAAAGCACGCACACGUGGUCGUUCGGUUCGCCCGACAUUCUACCAAUGUUUGCUGAAGGAGCCAGCGAUAAGAACAAAGUUGAAACAUUUAUGUAUCCUGCUGAAAGCGAGGAUUUUGCCGAAGAUGCCAGUGGACUAGACACUUGGGUAUUCGAAAAAUUUGAGGCAUUCCUAGACAGUGUGAAGCACAAUACUACCUUGGAAGCACGUAUCCGCCAGCAAGGAAUUGUGAUCUUCCUGCAUCUUUUGGGACUUGACACAAAUGGACAUGCAUAUCGACCUUAUUCUAAAGAAUAUUUGAACAACAUUCAGCUGGUGGAUGAGGGGCUUCAAAAAGUUGUCAGGAAAUUUGAGAGUCUAUUUGACAACGAUGGAAGGACUGCGUAUAUCUUCACUUCCGACCAUGGCAUGAGUAACCGUGGUAAUCACGGAGACGGUCAUCCGGAUAAUACACAGACUCCGCUUAUUGCAUGGGGCUCAGGUGUGGCUACACCAAAUCGGACGCAUCCAGUAGGCCACGAUGAUUUGUCCAAACCAUGGCAAUUGUCUGAUAUUAAGCGCGUGGAUGUCGAGCAGGCCGAUAUUGCUCCGCUGAUGUCCACCUUAAUUGGUCUUCCCUUCCCUAUGAACUCCGUGGGUGUCCUUCCCCUUCAAUACCUAUCCGCUUCCGUGCACGCCCAAGCCCUUUCAGCGUUUGCCAAUGCAAAGCAGAUAUUGUCACAAUAUCUUGUUAAGGCAGAUGCGAAAAAGAGAACCGAGCCUUUUUUCAAGGAAUUCCACCCUUUGUUAGGAUAUGAGGAACUGAUUACGACAAUCGAAACAGAAAUCCGUCAACUGAGGCAUUCAGAUGCUAUCCGACUAAGUUCGCAGCUUAUUCGAUUAUCUUUGCAAGGCCUGCGAUAUUUUCAAACAUACGACUGGCUGUUCUUGAGAUCCAUUAUCUCCUUUGGCUACCUAGGAUGGAUAGCAUACAGCACAAUAUUUAUCCUCAGGAGGGGUAUUGUGCAUGUAGUCAAAGCGCAACCGAUGCCCCUCUACGGAAGCUCGGAUUUUCCACGUAGGGUCAAUAUUCUUGCGGUGGUAAUUGCUCUUGCCUUCGCCGCACUUUUACACCGGAGACAAGCACCUGCUUUCUAUUACGCAUACACUGCGUUUCCGAUUUUCUUCUGGGCAGAAGUUUUCAAGCAACGUGCAUUCAUAGUGUCAUUGCUGAGAACGGCGCAGCCAAGUCGAACAACCUGGAUAAAGACUCUGGCUGGUAUAGCUCUUUACGUUGUAGGCCUGGAACUCCUGGUGUAUAGUUAUUUUCGACGCGAGCUAUUGACCGUUUGCCUCUGGCUCCUGGGAGUUCUGUGGCCACGUACGAUGGCGAAACGUGUGCGUAGCGAGAACUCUGGGUUAGUCUGGGUGUGGACUGCUUUUUGCCUGGGCACAAGCGUCUUCCCCCUUCUUCCGGUUGAAAAGGGCGAGGAUCUAUCACUAGUGUUAGCUGGCGGAACCCUGAUAUUGGCCUCGGGUGUAUUUGCUCUGUUUCGACUCCCUCAUAUCACGAAGCUCCCUUUGUCACAUAGAGGCGGGCCGCAACCUCAGAAGCUGCUGCGGAUUGUUGUCCUGGAGAUUUUAUUGAUCGCCAUCAGCAUCCUAGUCACCGCUGACACAACGCUACGCUUGCGGGCCAAGACCGGGCUACCAUUCUUAAACCAGAUUUUUAGUUGGGGCGUUAUUGUGCUUCUCGUUGGCAUCCUUACCAUUGAUGGUGCUCAGCACGCUCAACACUACCUUCGACGACUGACUGUGAUCUAUUUGGCUUUUGCGCCAGCCUUUAUCCUCCUUACCAUAUCAUACGAAGCCAUUUUCUACUUCUGCUUCUCAGGCACCGUACUGUCAUGGCUUCUGCUGGAGAGAUCUAUAUAUCUGGAAUCGGAGCAAUAUCCUGCGCUAGAGGAUGACAGUGCAGACGCAACGCCGGACGGAACCAGCCGUGCGCCACGAACUUUGAAAUUAUCGGACUUGCGCGUUGCUGGGUUUUUCCUAUGUUUUAUAAACGUCGCAUUCUUUGGGACCGGUAAUAUCGCGAGCGUCAGCUCCUUCUCCCUCGAAAGCGUCUACCGCUUUACCACCGUCUUCAAUCCCUUCCUAAUGGGCGCGUUGCUCAUCCUCAAAAUCCUGAUUCCAUUUUUCUUGCUGAGCUCCGUUUUUGCCGUCCUCGGGCGUGCAUUAAGACUCCCUCCCUUCAGUCUCUUCCUACUGGUUCUCAGUACAACGGAUGUUAUGACCUUAAACUUCUUCUUCCUCGUGCGGGACAGUGGCAGCUGGCUGGAAAUUGGAACAACGAUCAGUCAUUUCGUCAUAGCUAGCGCGUUUAUUGUCUUUCAGAUAAUCCUGUUUGUGGUAAGCUACGGGCUUGUUGGUACCGUCUUAGUGCCUGAUAUAGUAAGUAGAAGGAAGAAGCGAACCUAGUACAUGGUACUAUAGACUUCACAUGUAAUGGCUGGAAACGCUAGUGAAGAUAAAUUAUGUACAUUAAUGACCUAAACAGAAGCGCCUUGUGGGUAGCCAAGACUGCUUUUUUGGGUAAGAUAGGCGCCCUGUAAAC